GCCCGGCGCCAUGUUGGCGGGCGUUGGGAUGGGGCUGUCGGGGUGGGGCGGGCAGCAGCGGGUGUUGCGGCGUUCUGUGGAACCGGGGGCUCAGCCUCGUGCCCUGUGCGUCCGUGGGGGCUGAUGUUCCUUCCUUGGGUGUCUCUAAGCUUGGGGAUGAGGGUGUGCCGUGGUGGUGGCCGGGUGGCCCUACAGGAGCGGGCCCCGAGGAAAGGUGCAGUGCAGGGAUGGCCGCUUGAGAGGAGCGUCGGGGCAGUGUUGUGCUUCACAAGAUGCUGGUGAGGCGAGGGCGGCCCGACUGCCACAGCUGUGCAGGCAGCGGCCUGGAGACUGCUGUUCUCGCGUACCAGCUUCCCCGUCAGGUGCGUGUGGCACGGCCAGCCUGCCAGCAAUGAGCCCCUCGCAGGGCCAUGUUCAGCGUUGGACCUCUGAACUGCUUUUCACUCUGUCCCCUAAUUCCCACCCCGAAACCAGGCAGCUUUGGGGUGGAAAACCCUUUUUUCUUCCCUUUGGGUCUUUUACUUGUCCCCCUCGCCACUAGGUGGCGCCGUGUGACUGCAGUGUGUGGGUGCCAGGUGCCGUGGGGCGGCAUUUUGGGGCACGGUGGAUGCAUCCUGUCGCUCAUAUCCCCAUAGAUGCACAGUUCCAAUUUUCUGAGCUGUACUGGGCUCUUUGGCAGGUUUUUCGACACCGUUUAAACACUUUUCCUUGCAGCAAGGAAUCCACCAAGCCCUGCAGCAGCUCCUGCCUCACCCGAGGUGAGCGUGGGACAGAAAUAAAACAGCGAAAGGCACCAGCUAGAUCCCUUUAAAUGUCCUUGUAGCAUUACAGGCAUGUUAAUGCUGAUCACAAGCCAUUAUGGGACAAGCCGACCUCGCACCCGUGCCAAGGGCAGACGAGGCCACAUUUUGGGGCAGAAAAGAAGGCUCGGCGAGUGGCUCUGCAGAGCAGACCAUUGCUGGCACAGGCAGCAGCAUCGAGCCGGGCAGCACCAGACCCCCAAAACGCUCCCGGGAUGGAGCCCCCCAGCCUGGAGCAGGAAGAGGAGAAGGUUUUGGUGUCGGAGCACAGCUGGCGGCCAUGCCCCAAAGCCCGUAGGAGGCUGCGAGGGUGUCUGGAGGUGGUGAAGGGGCUGCUCUUCCGUGUGGGCGAGGACUGGUAUUUCCUCUUUGUCCUGGGGGUCCUCAUGGCCACCAUCAGCUUCAUGAUGGAUCUCAUCAUCUUCAGGCUCUAUGAGGCCCACCGGUGGCUGUACCAAGAAGUUGGUGAUUACUUGGUGCUCAAGUACCUCUCAUGGACCAUCUACCCUGUGGCCCUGACAGCCUUCUCCACCGGCUUUGCCAACAGCAUCACUCCGCAUUCAGGAGGCUCUGGCAUUCCUGAGCUCAGGACCAUCCUGAGCGGCGUGGAGCUGGAGGAAUACUUGGCCAUCAAGAAUUUCGGGGCCAAGGUGGUGGGGCUGACCUGCACCCUUUCUGCUGGCAGCACCGUGUUCCUUGGCAAACUGGGUCCCUUUGUUCACCUCUCCUCCAUGGCUGCAGCUUAUCUGGGGAAGAUGCGGACCUCGGUGAUGAGGGAGUACGAGGACAAAUUCAAGCAGAACGAGAUGCUGGUGGCUGCUCAGGCUGUUGGUGUGGCCACUGUUUUUGGGGCUCCCAUCAGCGGGGUGCUGUUCAGCAUCGAGGUGACGGCAUCCCACUUUGCUGUGCGGGAUUACUGGCGUGGGUUUUUUGCUGCUACUUGCGGUGCCUUCAUGUUUCGCCUCCUCGCCGUCUUCAACAGCGAGCAAGAAACCAUCGCCGCUCUGUUUAAAAGCGACCUCAAGCUUGAUUUCCCUUUUGACCUGCCGGAGACUUUCUUCUUCAUGAUUUUGGGGGCCAUCUGUGGAGCCAUCGCCUGCGCCUACCUCUUCUGCCAGCGCUGGCUGCUGGCGGCCGUCAAAGACAACCGGCUGACAGGCAGGCUGCUGGCCACCGACAAGCCCCUGUACACAGCGCUGGUGGUGCUGCUGCUGGCGUCCAUCACCUUCCCUCCAGGCCUGGGCCAGCUGAUGGCUUCCAGGCUGUCCAUGAAGGAACACCUCAUCUCUCUCUUCGACAACCGCUCCUGGUUUGUGCUGGCCCAGAACGCUUCCAUGGCCACCACCCAGCUGGGGGACCCACGGGGGCUGUGGCAGGAGUGGUGCCACCCUUCAGCCACCAUCUUCGGUACUUUGGUCUUCUUCCUGCUGAUGAAGUUCUGGAUGCUGACCCUGGCCACCACCCUGCCCAUGCCUGCUGGGUACUUCAUGCCUGUCUUUGUCUAUGGAGCGGCCAUCGGGCGGCUGCAUGGGGAGGUGUUGGCCGCACUCUUCCCCCAUGGCAUCCGCACGGAGGGCACGACGUACCCCAUUGUCCCUGGUGGAUAUGCACUGGCCGGCGCUGCUGCUUUCUCGGGUGCUGUCACCUACUCUGUCUCCACCGCCCUGCUGGUGUGUGAGGCCACUGGCCACAUGGCCCACGUGCUGCCCGUCGUGCUGGCUGUGCUGGUGGCCAACGCCAUCACGCGGAAGAGCCAGCCUUCCUUCUAUGAUGGCACCAUCAUUGUCAAGAAGCUGCCCUACCUGCCCCCCAUCCGCAGCCGGCACAUAGCCUCCUAUCGGGUGGUGGUGAAGGAGUUCAUGGAGCAGCGGGUGGUGGCUGUGACCAAGAGUGAUGGCUUUGAGGAGGUGCUGGCGGCCCUCAAUGCCACCACCAAUAAAGAAUACCCUGUGGUGGAGAGCAAAGGGUCACCCACACUGGUGGGCACCAUCAGCCGUGCCAAACUGGUGGCUUUCCUGCAGAGCCACGAGCACCCACAGGCACCCCCAGGGCCGCUGCAGGAGAAGCCAGCCUCCACGGGGACACUUGGGGAGGACUGUGCCAUUGAGCCCAUCGUACUGCAGCUGUCACCGUGGACCUCACUGCACCAGGCACAUCACCUCUUCGAGCUGCUGAAGCUGCAGUGCGUCUUCGUCACUCACUAUGGGGAGCUGGUGGGGGCUGUCACACGCACCGAGCUGCGGAGAGCCAUAGAGGAGCUGGCCAAGGACGCGUGACUGCCCAUCCUGCCCCUGUGUCAAUUAAAUGGCUUUUGGGGUCA
This is a messenger RNA of Tympanuchus pallidicinctus (lesser prairie-chicken), 3120 nucleotides long. It is a transcript of the gene CLCNKA, whose product is annotated as chloride voltage-gated channel Ka. Gene Ontology annotation, molecular function: voltage-gated chloride channel activity. The record is from RefSeq and is a predicted model, not a curated record. Gene Ontology annotation, biological process: transmembrane transport; chloride transport. Lineage: Eukaryota; Metazoa; Chordata; Aves; Galliformes; Phasianidae. The transcript is spliced from 22 exons. Gene Ontology annotation, cellular component: membrane. The coding region runs from base 1016 to 3076 and encodes 686 amino acids.